ACAGAGAUCUUUAUUCUACACAACAGUCUUCAAAGUAAACACUCGUGAAAAUACAACGAACAUCUCAAAAUGGUUCCCGUUCUCAAGAAGUACAAGGCCGCAGCAGUCAAUGCUGAGCCUGGCUGGUUCGACCUCCAGGAAUCUGUUCGCCGGACAAUCCACUGGAUCGAUGAAGCCGGAAAAGCAGGCUGCAAGCUGAUUGCUUUCCCCGAGCUGUGGAUCCCCGGCUACCCAUACUGGGCUUGGAAGACGAACUACCAGGAGAGCUUGCCUCUGCUGAAGAAGUAUCGCGAGAACAGCCUGGCCUCCAACUCGGAUGAGAUGCGUCGCAUCCGCGAAGCAGCCAAAGCCAACAAGAUUUGGGUGUCUCUCGGAUACUCGGAGCUUGAUCUCGCCAGCUUGUAUACGACGCAGAUUAUGAUUAGCCCAGCUGGAGAUGUCAUCAAUCACCGUCGCAAAAUCAAGGCCACCCACGUCGAGCGCCUUGUCUUCGGUGACGGCACUGGCGACACUACCGAAUCAGUGAUGGAAACUGAGAUCGGCCGCAUUGGACACCUGAAUUGCUGGGAGAACAUGAACCCUUUCCUGAAGGCGUACGCCGCCUCACUGGGUGAGCAGGUGCACAUUGCUGCCUGGCCUCUGUAUCCCGGAAAGGAGACCCUCAAGUACCCGGACCCAUACACCAAUGUGGCCGAGGCAAACGCUGAUCUUGUUACCCCUGCUUACGCGAUCGAGACCGGUUCGUUCACUCUUGCGCCUUGGCAGACAAUUACUGCCGAGGGAAUCAAGCUCAACACGCCUCCUGGAAAGGAGCUUGAGGAUCCCAACAUCUACAAUGGAAAUGGCCGUAUCUUUGGGCCUGAUGGACAGAACCUCGUUCCUCACCCUGACAAAGACUUCCAAGGACUUCUUUUCGUUGACAUUGACCUCGACGAGAUCCAUCUGACCAAGUCUUUGGCCGAUUUCGGUGGUCACUACAUGCGCCCAGACUUGAUCCGUCUUCUUGUCGACACCAACCGCAAGGACUUGGUCGUGCACGAGGACAGAGUCAAUGGAGGUAUCGCUUACACUCGGACUAUUGACCGGGUCGGACUUUCUGCUCCUUUGGAUUCGUCGGCUACUGAGGCUCAACCCGAGAGCUUGUAGAGAUAUUUGCUGGACUCUAGCAGAGAUUUGUAUUAUAGAAAACAGAAAUACCAACUUGUUCACUCUUUUA
Penicillium samsonianum is the source of this 1216-nucleotide messenger RNA. Its product is annotated as carbon-nitrogen hydrolase family protein. The transcript has 4 exons. The coding region runs from base 70 to 1146 and encodes 358 amino acids. Gene Ontology annotation, biological process: cyanide catabolic process. Gene Ontology annotation, molecular function: cyanide hydratase activity. NCBI's taxonomy places the organism in Eukaryota, Fungi, Ascomycota, Eurotiomycetes, Eurotiales, Aspergillaceae. The record is from RefSeq and is a predicted model, not a curated record.